Messenger RNA from Manduca sexta (tobacco hornworm), 411 nucleotides. Its product is annotated as gelsolin-like. The coding region runs from base 39 to 299 and encodes 86 amino acids. The transcript is spliced from 4 exons. Lineage: Eukaryota; Metazoa; Arthropoda; Insecta; Lepidoptera; Sphingidae. The record is from RefSeq and is a predicted model, not a curated record.
UAAACAUAGUCAAAUAACCUAUUGCCUCUUGUUUCAGAAUGAAAUUGGUCCUGUGUGCCCUCUCGGCACUGUUCCUGUGCGCGUACGCACGCUCCACCACAUACCAGCAGCCGAUAUCGCCGCAAAUCACAUCUCUUACUGAUAAGGAUGCCAGAAGUAAAGCGAGAGUUCAUCCCGCCUUCGCCAAUGCUGGACGUCAGGCAGGAGUGGAGGUCUGGAGGAUCGAGAACUUCGAGCCCGUCGCUGUUGCGCAGAAGGACUACGGCAAAUUCUCGAAGGAGAUUCCUACAUCGUGUUGAAGACUACGGCAGACAAAAGGAACAACCUAUCCUGGGACAUAUACUACUGGAUUGGCAGCGAGACGUCGCAGGACGAGCAGGCGCGGCCGCCAUUUUGACAGUCGGACUUGAC